UCCCAGAGGGCAGCGCGGCUGCAGUCGCGGACGCUUCAGUUCCCAGGAUUUCUUGGGCCUUCGGGCGGAUGCGGUCGGACCCGACGACGGCGGGAGGCCGGCCUGGAGGUUGAGGGAACGUGCACCGUGGGACCUGUAGUCGGCGCGGCUGACUCUCCCCACCUCCUCCUCCUACCCGCCAUGAAGGACUCGCUGGUGCUGCUGGGCCGUGUCCCUGCACACCCGGACUCCCGCUGCUGGUUCCUUGCCUGGAACCCCGCGGGAACCCUGCUGGCCUCUUGCGGUGGUGACCGUAGAGUCCGCAUCUGGGGCGCGGAGGGUGACAGCUGGGUCUGCAAAUCUGUCCUUUCUGAAGGCCACCAGCGCACUGUGAGGAAGGUGGCCUGGUCUCCCUGUGGCAAUUACCUGGCCUCUGCCAGCUUUGAUGCUACCACUUGCAUUUGGAAGAAGAACCAGGAUGACUUUGAGUGUGUAACCACCCUGGAGGGCCAUGAAAAUGAGGUUAAGUCAGUGGCCUGGGCCCCAUCUGGCAACCUACUUGCCACCUGCAGCCGAGAUAAGAGUGUGUGGGUCUGGGAAGUUGAUGAAGAAGAUGAAUAUGAAUGUGUCAGUGUCCUCAACUCCCAUACACAGGAUGUCAAGCAUGUGGUUUGGCACCCGAGCCAGGAGCUGCUGGCCUCUGCCAGCUAUGACGACACAGUGAAGCUUUACCGGGAGGAAGAGGAUGACUGGGUAUGCUGUGCCACCCUUGAGGGCCAUGAAUCCACUGUGUGGAGCUUGGCAUUUGACCCCAGUGGCCAGCGCCUGGCAUCUUGCAGUGAUGACCGUACUGUGCGCAUCUGGCAUCAGUAUCUGCCAGGCAACGAGCAAGGGAUGGCAUGCAGCGGCUCUGACCCCAGCUGGAAGUGUAUCUGCACUUUGUCAGGCUUCCACUCCAGGACCAUUUACGACAUCGCUUGGUGUCAGUUGACAGGGGCCCUAGCUACAGCUUGUGGGGAUGAUGCCAUCCGGGUGUUUGAGGAAGAUCCCAGCUCAGAUCUGCAGCAGCCCACCUUCUCCCUGACAGCCCACUUGCCUCAGGCUCAUUCCCAGGACGUCAACUGUGUAGCCUGGAGCCCCAAGGAGCGGGGGCUCCUGGCCUCCUGCAGUGAUGAUGGGGAGGUGGCCUUCUGGAAGUACCAGCAGCCUGAAGGCCUGUGAACCAUCUCGACCUUGGACAGAAGCAUGGUUCCCAAAAAAAUGUCAUUAAGACUUUCCUAGCCCCCGAGUGGACUUGAGCAUUGUUGGGUUGGCCUUUAACUUGGCUCUCUUCCAUUGACUUGGGUAGACAUGCAGAGCCACAGAACUUCUCACUCUUUCCCCCGUUUUGACGUGGGGUCCUUGGUAAAGAUCCACAGAACAUCAGUACAUUGUAGGUGUGCCACAGAUUUUGCUUGCUUUAGGGCACUCUGUUAAGAUUUUGGGAGGUGAAUAUAUUACUUAUAACCACUGUAUCGAUGUGUAGGAGGGCUGUAUCUCAGACCUUUCUGAAAUUGUAAACUUGAUAAAAAUAACCUGAGUCCCAAGUCCAAUUUUGUGUUAUAAGGACAUUCACAAUAUAAAGAAUUCCAUGGUGAGUCUUUUUCUGAAAUAGGUUUUGCCUUCCCAAUUUCUGGGUCAUUCGUUGCAUUUAAGACAUGAAUCAAUUAAUGUUGAUAAUUUUUUAACAUAGGCUUUUUUAGAGUUAAGAGAUACCUCUGCUUUCCCUUAGAAAUCCUCAUGUAUCUUCUGUGCUAUGAUGGUAACCAGGGAAUGCUGAAAAAUAAGUGGGGGACAUGAACUCUAAAAAAUCAUUAUUGGCCAUAGGCCAUACAUUUUCAGUGGGGCUAAAAAUUGGUUCUUGGGUGGGGGACAAAAUUUUAAGAGACAAUAGUUUGUGGCCCUCUAAAGGACUAUAGUAUGACAAUCCACAGUAUGUAGUAUUAAGUUUUUAUUGUAGGGGCAAGUAGGAAAAAGAUGUCUUGUAAGGCCCCAUAGGGGAGCAGUAAUGAGAGAAGGUAGAGCCUCACUGCCUUAAGGCAAUCAGUUCUUCAGUCUCCCUCAAGUUCUCGUGAGUCACUUACAAAUGCAUUUCAACUUGACUGCCCCCAAAGAUUUAGCUUCACUUAGUUUUUUACACCACAGAGAUCAUGGCCUUAGAUUUUGAAGACAUCCGAAUGUGGUUAAAGUGCAGUCUGUAGAGCCCAGAAGCCCCAAGAGCCUUUUAGGGGAAUCUGAGAGGUCAGUUGGCACCUUGGCAGGAAUCAAGGCAGUGGCACUAAAUACUAGUAGUCUUCACUGCCUUGUUCCCUUGGUAAAAACAUUGCCAGCUUUUUUAGAAAUGUCCUUGAUAGAACCAGUAAAAAUUAAUUGUACUAAGUCUUGACUUUGAGAACACUGCUAAUACUCUGACAAUAGGAAGCAUGCAUAGAGCACUUCUGCUUAAAGCACACUGCAGUAUUGCUGUCUUGAAACAGUUGUGUAAUUGAGUUGUAAGCUGAACUGUGUUCCUCAUGGUAUACCAUUUCUACUUGAAAGAACUGACAAAUGGUAGACUUGGCUGUUUGGCAGACAUUUUCUGGGAAAUGAAUGGAACAAGCCUUUCACUAAAAGGGAAACUGAUAGUGUUGCCAAUGAUAAAAUAAAGCUUUCAAGCAAAAAUUAGAAUUUUUGAAAACC
Messenger RNA from Manis javanica (Malayan pangolin), 2697 nucleotides. RefSeq names its product cytosolic iron-sulfur assembly component 1 (gene CIAO1). Gene Ontology annotation, cellular component: cytosolic [4Fe-4S] assembly targeting complex. Gene Ontology annotation, biological process: iron-sulfur cluster assembly. Gene Ontology annotation, molecular function: protein binding. The record is from RefSeq and is a predicted model, not a curated record. Lineage: Eukaryota; Metazoa; Chordata; Mammalia; Pholidota; Manidae.